Molecule: messenger RNA, 2032 nt
Organism: Carassius carassius (crucian carp)
Lineage: Eukaryota; Metazoa; Chordata; Actinopteri; Cypriniformes; Cyprinidae
Product: bone morphogenetic protein 7-like
Exons: 7
Coding region: 275-1558 (427 amino acids)
Biological process (GO): SMAD protein signal transduction
Cellular component (GO): extracellular region
Molecular function (GO): growth factor activity; cytokine activity
Source: RefSeq, a predicted model, not a curated record
GGAGUUUAAUCGGCUCCGCUUCGCUCCUCCUCCUCCAGUUUGCCAUCUACACUCGGAAUCUCUGCGCGUCUACAGGUUGCGCGCUCUGGAAAGUCAAAGGAUUGGUUUAAAACACACGCAACAGGUUAUAAGUGCGCUAAUGAAUCCGAGAGCUAUCUCAAGAGGGAGAAAUGUGGGAACAAAAUAAUUAAAUAUACCAGCGAUAACAUUUCAGUCAUCAACUAUUUGGAUUGGCUCAUUUGUAUUAGCGUGAAACUCUGCGCGAAAGUUCAUCAUGGUUUCUUUGCUGGAUUUAUGCGCUCUUGUUUUGUCGCUGGUUUGGGGAUAUUGCGUCCUGGCAGACACGGGCUUUACAAACUUUACUCUGGACAACGAGGUCCACUCUAGUUUCAUCCACCGGCGCUUGAAGAGCCAGGAGCGCCGGGAGAUGCAGCGGGAGAUCCUGUCAAUCCUCGGGUUACCGCACCGGCCACGGCCGCACCUCCACGGCAAGCACAACGCCGCGCCGAUGUUCAUGCUGGAUCUGUACAAUGCCAUGUCCACUGAGGGAGACGAGGAGGGCUUCUCGUACCCCUACAAGCCUGUUUUCACCACCCAGGGACCGCCGAUCGCGACCCUUCAGGACAACAACUUUCUGAACGACGCGGACAUGGUCAUGAGUUUUGUUAAUCUAGUUGAACACGAUAAGGAGUUUUUACCCGUGAGGCGCCAUCACAGAGAAUUCCUAUUUGACCUGUCCAAGAUUCCGGAGGGUGAAGCGGUGACUGCUGCAGAGUUCCGCAUUUACAAGGACUUCAUUCCGGAGCGCUUUGACAAUGAGACCUUCCGCAUCAGCGUCUACCAGGUGCUGGAAGAACAUUCGGACAGGGAUUCAGAUUUGUUCCUGCUGGACUCGCGGGUGAUCUGGGCAGCAGAAGAGGGUUGGCUGGUGUUCGACAUCACAGCCACCAGUAACCACUGGGUGCUGAACCCGGGCAUGAAUCUGGGCCUGCAGCUGGCUCUGGAAAGUUUGGAUGGUCAGAGCACGAACCCAUGGGUGGCGGGGCUGGUGGGCCGAAGCGGACCCCAGAGCAAACAACCCUUCAUGGUGGCCUUCUUCAAAGCCACAGAGGUCCACAUCCGCAGCAUCCGCUCCCCACAUGGUGGCAACAAGCAGCGCAAUCCCAACCGCUCCAAAACCACCAAGGGCCAGGAGGCACUGCGUGUAGCCAAUAUCGCAGAGAACAGCAGUGCUGAUCAGAAGCAGGCCUGUAAGAAACAUGAGUUGUACGUUAGUUUUCGAGACCUUGGAUGGCAGGAUUGGAUUAUAGCUCCUGAAGGAUACGCUGCAUAUUACUGUAUGGGAGAAUGUGCCUUUCCUCUCAAUUCCUACAUGAACGCCACAAACCAUGCCAUCGUACAGACUUUGGUUCACUUCAUCAACCCCGACAUGGUUCCAAAACCAUGCUGCGCCCCUACACAACUCCACGCCAUCUCCGUCCUGUAUUUCGACGACAGCUCCAAUGUCAUCCUGAAGAAAUACCGCAACAUGGUGGUCAGAGCGUGUGGCUGCCACUAGAGUCCUAUCUCACACACACACACACACACACACACACACACACACACACACACACACACACACACACACACACACACACACACACACACACACACACACACACACACACACACACACACACACACACACACACACACACACAAUCUGACUGCUCCUCAUUUGCUUAUUAAAAGGACAAGUUUCCAGCAAAACCAUAUGAAGAUCUCAGGCCAGUUCCAGGAUUUUGUUUACCAUGGACAAUGUGCAAAAUUAUAUAUAUGUACAACAAUUAACAUUUUAAAUAUUGCAAAAAAAGUGAAAGGAAAUUUCCUCAAAUUACUUCUCUCUUACACAAACACCAACAUAUGUAUGCACACAUAUACAUGCUCACAUGUACACACUUCUAUAUGAUAUUUGUGCUUUCUACUGUGUAAAUAGUUUUUCAAUGAAACAAAAGUGUAUUUAUUUUCCUGUUCUUCCAACAUGGAGUCUAAA